This is a messenger RNA of Dioscorea cayenensis subsp. rotundata (Guinea yam), 2964 nucleotides long. Its product is annotated as pentatricopeptide repeat-containing protein At5g16640, mitochondrial. Gene Ontology annotation, molecular function: protein binding. The coding region runs from base 143 to 2605 and encodes 820 amino acids. The transcript is spliced from 3 exons. The record is from RefSeq and is a predicted model, not a curated record. Lineage: Eukaryota; Viridiplantae; Streptophyta; Magnoliopsida; Dioscoreales; Dioscoreaceae.
UGGUGUACACCGUUUCUUUCAGAAAUUUCCAUGGUUUUGGGAAAGAAAUUUUCUUUCACAGAUGUGAACUUUGAUCGAUUUCGCAACAAAUGAGGUAACAUUUCCCUUUCCUUCAAGAAAUUUCAUCGAAAAAACCCCGACAAUGAUGCACAAAACCCUGGCAGAACGCGCCAAAUAUAUGAUUCCAACUCCAUGCUUACAAUCGAUCAGUAUCUCUGCAUUGAAUGUGUCUUUCUACAAUAAGUUUUGCAGAAAUACUGCUUUUUUCUCAAAUUGUUCUUCUGGAUCCCCUAAUUUCAACCCUAACCCUGAACCUAAGAGCGUCCAAGCGGAUUUUGGUGAACAUGACGAGCUGGUGAAACAAGUCGAAGAUCACAGCAUGAGAGGAGUCACUGGAUUGCCGCAAAUCUCUAACUCCUGUGAAGACGCCAACUUGGGCUGCAGUUUUGGAAAAUUUGAUAGUUUUGAUGAUAAUGAGGGCUCAGAUCGAGACUCUGAGAGCUCAGACGGGGACUUGGAUGAUGAUUUUGGGGUCUUGGAUCUGUUUGAGAAGAACCAGGAUCAAAAUUUAGUAAAAGAGAGAGGUUUCCAAGCAGCGACGGAUGAAUCAGGGAACCCUUUAGUUAGAGAGACUUGCAGAUUAAUUGGGCUCAGGCAAUCCUGGAAUCCAAAGUUUGAGGGGCAAUUACGGCACCUAUUAAGAACAAUGCAACCCCGGCAAGUCUGUGCAGUCCUCCGCUGUCAAGCUGAUCUUCGUGUUGCUGCUAACUUCUUCUACUGGGCUGACCGGCAAUGGCGCUACCGCCAUGCUCCUGAGGUUUACUAUACAAUGCUUGAGAUUCUCAGCAAGACCAAGUUGUGUCAGACUGCUCGGAGGAUUUUAAGGCUCAUGAUUCGUCGGCGGAUCAGUCGCCGCCCAGAAGUAUUUGGACAUUUGAUGGUCAUGUACAGUCGUGCUGGUAAGCUUAGGAGUGCAAUGAGGGUCUUGAAUCUGAUGCAGAAGGAUGGCUGUAGUCCUAAUCUUUCAAUUUGCAAUACUGCGAUUCAUGUGCUUGUGAUGGCUGAUAGAUUGGAAAAAGCUCUGAGGUUCUUGGAUCGUAUGCAGCGGGUUGGAAUCGGGCCCGAUGUUGUUACAUUUAAUUGCUUGAUUAAGGGAUUUUGUAAUGCCCACCGUGUAGCUGAUGCGUUGGAGAUGAUCCAAGAAAUGUCUAAUAGAGGAUGUCCACCUGAUAAGAUAAGCUAUUACACAGUGAUGACCUUGUUAUGCAAGGAGAAAAGGAUUCAAGAAGUUAGGGGGUUAUUGGAGAAGAUGAGAAAGGAUGCUAAUUUACUGCCAGAUCAGGUAACUUAUAACACUGUUAUUCAUGUGCUCUCAAAGCAUGGGCACGCAGAUGAAGCUCUUGAGCUCCUGCAAGAAUCAGAGGCUAAAGGAUUUCGGAUUGAUAAGGUGGGUUAUAGUGCAGUUGUGCACGCAUUUUGUUGGAAUGGGAGGAUGGAUGAAGCAAAAGAGGUUGUGAAUGAGAUGUUUUUGAAGGGAUGUGUUCCUGAUGUAGUGACCUAUAGUGCAAUUGUCAAUGGAUAUUGCAAGUUAGGAAAGAUGGGUCAUGCACGAAAGAUGCUUAAGUAUAUGUAUAAGCAUGGUUGUAAGCCUAACACUGUUACCCACACUGCUGUGUUGAAUGGCUUGUGUAGAAGUGGGAAGUCAUUGGAGGCCAUGGAGCUGCUGAAUAGGAGUGAGGAGGAGUGGUGGACGCCAAGCAACAUUACAUAUAGUGUUGUUAUGCAUGGAUUGAGGAGGGAAGGGAAGUUGGAUGAGGCAUGUGAAUUGGUAAUGCAGAUGCUGCAGAAUGGGUUCUUUCCCACUACUGUUGAAAUUAAUUUACUCAUUCAUGCUCUUUGCCUGGAGCGCCGGGCAGAGAAGGCCAAGGAGUUCAUUGAGGCAUGCCAGAGCAAAGGUUGUACUAUCAAUGUUGUCAACUUCACUACCAUAAUUCAUGGAUUUUGUCAGGAAGGAGAUCUAAAAUCUGCACUUUCUUUGUUAGAUGACAUGUAUUUGAGUAGCAGGCAUCCUGAUGUGGUGACAUACACAGUACUAGUUGAUGCUUUGGGAAAGAGAGAAAGGUUCCAUGAAGCCACAGAGCUUAUUAAGAAAAUGCUCCACAGGGGUCUAGUCCCCACACCUGUUACAUAUAGGACUGUUAUCCAUAGGUACUGUGAGAAAGGCAGAGUGGAAGACCUCCUCAAGCUGCUAGACACAAUGUUGAUAAGGCAAGAUUUUAGAUGUGCAUAUAAUCUGGUCAUUGAGAAGCUUUGUGCAUUUGAUAGACUAGAUGAAGCCUACAAAGUUUUAGGAAAAGUUUUAAGAACAGCAUCUAUAAUAGAUGCUGAGACCUGCCACAUAAUGAUGCAAAGUUAUUUGAGAAAAGGUCUCCCUUUGCAGUCAUAUAAAGUUGCGUGCCGGAUGUUCCACAGGAACCUCAUUCCAGAUGUUAAGUUGUGUCAAAAAGUGAGCAGCAGGCUGGUCUUAAAGGGGCACCCACACGAAGCAGAAAAGCUGAUGUUGCAUUUUAUUGAGAGGGGACACUUUGUACGGCAACAUAUCUAGUUCUCUGUUUGACCUUUGUGGCUCUCUUAAUCUGGUUGGUGAAAGACAUGGCAUUAGAUAGGCUUCCCUUCUCAAAUUGUUUUUUAAAGGCUGUACUACUGCAACAUAGAAUGAGCAGAAGUCAUGCUUCGCUUGCUCGCACAUAGAUGGAAAUGGAGAUGCGUAAGGUACCAGGACAUGCUUGUUAAUUCCCCACUGUAUCCUGAAAACAGAUGUUAAAUUCAAUUGUUUAACAGGGCGAGGCAAUCCCUGACCAUGGGACAAGAACGGCUUGCCGAGCUUCUUCAUCCUAACGAAGCAAGAGGAGGCCGGCCUGGCUGAAGAUGAAAAACUCUCAGUGGCCUCCUUCUCUUCUUCAG